Molecule: messenger RNA, 2798 nt
Organism: Elgaria multicarinata webbii
Lineage: Eukaryota; Metazoa; Chordata; Lepidosauria; Squamata; Anguidae
Gene: SLC1A2
Product: solute carrier family 1 member 2
Exons: 11
Coding region: 235-1953 (572 amino acids)
Biological process (GO): L-glutamate import across plasma membrane; L-aspartate transmembrane transport
Cellular component (GO): plasma membrane
Molecular function (GO): neutral L-amino acid transmembrane transporter activity; glutamate:sodium symporter activity; L-glutamate transmembrane transporter activity
Source: RefSeq, a predicted model, not a curated record
GGCGGCGGCGGCGGUGGUGGUGGUUAGAUCUCCAGAGCCAAGCUACUUGGAUGCUUGCCUUUCGGAGCCCCGGAGGAUUAUACAAGGCAGGAACUCAAGGGGAUCUCCGACGCCCAAAGAUAAAAGGAAGAGGGGCUUUCCCCUCCCCCGCCCCCGCCGAAAGCGACCAAGCACAGCUCAAGCCCUUGGAUUUCUUGUGAAGAGACAGUCAGGGGGGCUGAGCGCUGGACCAGCAUGGCAUCGACAGAAGGUGCCAACAACAUGCCAAAGCAGGUGGAGGUGCGGAUGCAUGAAAGCCACCUCAGUCCAGUGGAGCCUCGGCCGAAGAACCUGUGUGUGCGGCUCUGCCUUUCGCUCAGAAAAAAUCUGCUUCUUUCCCUCACUGUGUUUGGUGUCAUUAUGGGUGCAUUAUGUGGGGCUCUCCUUCGCAUGGCAGCCCCUAUUAAUCCUGAUGUCAUCAUGUUGAUAGCCUUCCCAGGAGACAUCCUGAUGCGGAUGCUAAAAAUGUUGAUUCUCCCUUUAAUUAUCUCAAGUUUAAUCACAGGUCUGUCUGGCUUGGAUGCUAAGGCUAGUGGUCGACUUGGUACAAGAGCCAUGGUCUACUAUAUGUCCACGACUAUCAUUGCUGCCGUAUUGGGAGUUAUUCUGGUCUUAGCCAUUCAUCCAGGCAAUCCAAAGCUCAAGAAACAGCUGGGAGAAGGAAAGAAAAAUGAUGAAGUUUCCAGUCUUGAUGCUUUCUUGGAUCUUAUCCGAAACCUGUUCCCUGAAAACCUUGUCCAAGCAUGCUUCCAGCAGAUUCAAACAGUCACCAAGAAAGUACUUGUUCCUCAAGAAAUCGAAGAACCAGCCAAUGUUACAGACUCCAUCUUUGCCAUGAUGAAUGAAACAGAAGUGACUCCAGAACCCGAGAUGAUGAUUAAGAAAGGCCUUGAGUUUAAGGAUGGAAUGAAUGUCUUGGGUCUCAUUGGGUUCUUUAUUGCUUUUGGUAUUGCAAUGGGCAAGAUGGGAGAACAAGCUAAGAUGAUGGUGGAUUUCUUCAAUAUCUUGAAUGAGAUUGUAAUGAAGUUAGUAACCAUGAUCAUGUGGUAUUCUCCACUGGGCAUUGCCUGUCUCAUCUGUGGAAAAAUCAUUGCUAUCAAAGACUUGGAAGUAGUUGCUAGGCAACUUGGGAUGUACAUGGUAACUGUGAUCAUAGGCCUUCUCAUCCAUGGCGGGAUCUUUUUGCCUUUGUUGUACUUUGUCAUAACAAGGAAAAAUCCCUUCUCAUUCUUUGUUGGCAUAUUUCAAGCAUGGAUCACUGCUUUAGGCACUGCUUCAAGUGCUGGUACAUUACCUGUUACCUUUCGCUGCCUUGAAGAAAACUUGGGCAUUGAUAAGCGUGUGACAAGAUUUGUCUUACCUGUUGGGGCCACUAUUAAUAUGGAUGGAACUGCCCUUUAUGAAGCAGUGGCUGCCAUCUUCAUAGCACAGAUGAAUGGAAUUGCAUUGGACGGUGGACAGAUAGUCACUGUCAGCCUGACAGCUACCCUUGCCAGUGUUGGAGCUGCAAGUAUACCCAGUGCAGGACUGGUAACCAUGCUUCUCAUCCUCACCGCUGUAGGUCUUCCCACGCAGGACAUCAGCUUACUUGUUGCUGUAGACUGGCUCUUAGACCGAAUGAGAACAUCUGUCAAUGUUGUGGGAGAUUCAUUUGGAGCUGGCAUUGUCUAUCACCUCUCCAAAGCAGAGUUGGAAAACAUUGAUGCCCAUCACAAAGGGCACGAAGAUAUCGAAAUGACCAAGACUCAAUCCAUUUACGAUGACCUGAAAAACCAUAGGGAAAACAACUCAAACCAGUGUGUUUAUACAGCUCACAACUCUGUCAUAAUAGAUGAGUGCAAGGUCACCCUGGCAACCAAUGGCAAAUCUGCAGACUUCAGUGCUGUUGAAGAACCUAGGAAACAUGAGAAAUAAAGGAGAAGAAAUCCAGAUCCAUCUUUAAUAAACCCCAGAAGUUAUCUUCUGGUAAAAGCUGAUAUCAAGAUUCAAGAAGAUUUUCCACCGUUUUCAUUUAGCAUAAAAACUAUCUGCUUACUUAAUGCUGUUAACUGAAACUUAGAAAUGGUCUCAUAGUGUUCCUUUAGCAUCUUGGACAAAUAAUUCAUAACUAUCUGUCUUGCUUGUGUUACCAUUUGAACGGAUGUAGCUGGAAGACAUUCUGUUGGUUUAAGAGAUGUAUUUUGCUGGGCUUCCUCUUUUCACUCAAGACAUAGAGAAUGUAGAUGCUGCAAAGAGGAAAGACCAAAAAGCCUCAAUAUACAGUAGUUGGCUUGCUACAGGGAUUCAGGUCGAGUGAGAAGCAUUAAGUAUUGUGUAAACCAUGCAGUAUUUUCAUUGCCUCUCCUCCUGCUGAACAUGUCAACCAGCACCUUGGUACGUAUUGAGUACAGAUAGCACUCUAGACUGUAAUAUAUUAUCAUUGUAAAUGUUUUACAUGCGCUUUAUUAAUACUUGGCAUAUGACACCCUCGAUUCCCUGUUCUUCAAGCCAUCUUCAAAUGUAUGGUCUUACACCCCAAUUCUAAAUGGAUUAACUUGAAACCCAGCACCCCACAAAUGCAGAAACACACCCACCCAGGGAGUUUCAUUUCCAUCACAGCAGGCCCAGCUUCUAUCCCAGUUCUGCAAACCAUUAACUCUUUUUAAACUUGAAAGCACGGAAAAAGUGACUUGCUGUUUAUGGUGGUGUGUGAGCAUAUGCAUUUGCUUAACCCUCUGGGAAGCAUUGCAUAACUGGUUUGAAUGAAUUUUGCCCAUGGA